UUCAAUAUCCACACAUUUUCAUUUUCACUUUCUCUCUCUUUAAAAAAAAAUCAAAUUCCAGUUUUUCAACGUUCUCUCUCUAUAACCAAAAAUGUCAGGAAGAGGAAAGGGAGGCAAGGGUUUGGGAAAGGGAGGAGCAAAGCGUCACAGGAAAGUUCUUCGUGAUAACAUCCAAGGAAUUACGAAGCCUGCUAUUCGUCGUCUUGCUCGAAGAGGCGGUGUUAAGCGUAUCAGUGGUCUGAUCUACGAAGAGACACGUGGCGUCCUUAAGAUCUUUUUGGAGAAUGUGAUUCGUGAUGCUGUGACUUACACUGAGCAUGCGAGGAGGAAGACGGUGACUGCCAUGGAUGUUGUGUAUGCUCUCAAGAGGCAAGGAAGGACUCUUUAUGGUUUCGGUGGUUAGGCUGAGUUUAAUUUGGGGUUUCUAGGGUUUGGGGGGAUAAAUUUGUAGAUCUUUUGUGUUUUGAUGGUUUUUAUUAGGUAUGUAGUGGUGGUGUUUUGCUUGUAAUUGUUGGUUAUGAUUAAAUGAAAUGAAUAUCUCGUUCAAUCUA
Chenopodium quinoa (quinoa) is the source of this 551-nucleotide messenger RNA. Its product is annotated as histone H4. Gene Ontology annotation, cellular component: nucleosome. The transcript is spliced from 2 exons. Gene Ontology annotation, biological process: nucleosome assembly. NCBI's taxonomy places the organism in Eukaryota, Viridiplantae, Streptophyta, Magnoliopsida, Caryophyllales, Amaranthaceae. The record is from RefSeq and is a predicted model, not a curated record. Bases 92 to 403 code for a protein of 103 amino acids. Gene Ontology annotation, molecular function: protein heterodimerization activity; DNA binding; structural constituent of chromatin.